AUCAACAGCAACCCUAGGAACAAUCAUUCUUUCCUGCUGCUGUUUUUCUAACAGAACUAGAGCACACACAUUUUUGAUCAUCAUUUUACUUGUUAUCUUUGAAGCAAAAUUUUACAGUCUAAAUUUCAAGACAUCUAAUGUGACUACAGCUUUGGAUGACGUCAAUCAAACUCAGGACUGUACACAUCACAAAGUUGAGGCUUUGACUCCAAGGCUUGACUGUAGCCCCGAAAGCUGUGACCUUGCGACAGAAGCCAGCUGCAGAUGGGCCACAAGCGCUCGAGGAACCUCAGAUCCUAAGGAAGAAACUCGGGCCUUCCUGUGUGGUGACCGUUACCAACUGGACGGUUCUCCGGUGGGGGCGGGGCAAGGGAGCUAAAAAAAAGCGUCCUCAGUCACCAUGGAAACGGGGUCCAGAAGCAGUCCUAGCGGGAAGGAAUCCCAUGAAAUCUGCUCCCCUGGAUUACUGGUGUUCACCGGCUGUUCCGAGCAGGAUGCCAACUUGGCUAAGCAGUUUUGGCUCGGGGCGUCCAUGUAUCCCCCUACCGAAUCUCAGCUGGUGCUGACCAGAGACAGCCGUCAGAGGCUACCGGUGGCGAGGCAUUCUAAAGCCCACGUGACGGAGAAGAGUCCUGCCCGGGCCUCCCCCUUUCAUCAUAACAAGGAGAUGAAUUUCUUUGCUAAAGCCCAAAAGAUUCAAGAAUCUGAAGAGAAAGCAAAGUAUCUCCAAAAGGCUAAAAAGAGAGAUGAGAUUCUCCAACUCUUAAGAAAACAAAGAGAAGAGAGAAUUGCGAAAGAACUGAUUUCAUUACCUUAUAAACCUAAGGCCAAAGUACCUGAAGUAAAGGAAGUCUCAUCAGAGUCAAACAAACAGGACCAAGAAGAAGUCAAAGCCUUGGAAUGAUUUGAUUGACAUAUGGUAGCAGGUGACUGACAUGUAUUCACCUUUGAAGUAAAUUAUGCUUACAUCGGGAUCACUAGGUAAAAGAUGUGCAUAUUCCCAGAAAUUUGACAAUUACUGAACAUUCAUGCUAAAACAGACUAAAAUAAAAGUUAAGAAUACAGACAGGUG
Molecule: messenger RNA, 1072 nt
Organism: Peromyscus leucopus (white-footed mouse)
Lineage: Eukaryota; Metazoa; Chordata; Mammalia; Rodentia; Cricetidae
Gene: Hoatz
Product: HOATZ cilia and flagella associated protein
Exons: 7
Coding region: 401-904 (167 amino acids)
Biological process (GO): cilium assembly
Source: RefSeq, a predicted model, not a curated record